This is a messenger RNA of Melozone crissalis (California towhee), 1580 nucleotides long. It is a transcript of the gene PCBP3, whose product is annotated as poly(rC) binding protein 3. The transcript is spliced from 15 exons. The record is from RefSeq and is a predicted model, not a curated record. Gene Ontology annotation, cellular component: cytoplasm; nucleus. NCBI's taxonomy places the organism in Eukaryota, Metazoa, Chordata, Aves, Passeriformes, Passerellidae. Gene Ontology annotation, molecular function: mRNA binding. The coding region runs from base 242 to 1339 and encodes 365 amino acids. Gene Ontology annotation, biological process: regulation of RNA metabolic process; regulation of gene expression.
CUCAGCAUGCCCUUUUCUGGUGCAGCCAGACCUUCCCAGGAAUCACUCUGGAGCUUGAGGCCAUCCUCUAGGGUAAGCAUUUUUCAUCCUUUCCAAACGUGAAAAGACUGGCCAUCUGUCUGGAUCCCCCUCCCGCCAAAGCGGCACGAGAGCGGUUCUUUGGGAAAGGUGAUCCCGCCAAGGUGCUGCCUGUGCCGGGCUGCUCUCCCAGCUAGCGCACGUCUCCCGUUCCCGGUAGGAAAUGGAGUCCAAGGUCUCCGAGGGCGGCCUCAACGUCACCCUCACCAUCCGGCUGCUGAUGCACGGCAAGGAAGUUGGAAGCAUCAUUGGGAAGAAAGGAGAGACCGUGAAGAAGAUGCGUGAGGAGAGCGGGGCAAGGAUCAACAUCUCGGAGGGGAACUGCCCUGAGCGGAUUGUGACCAUCACUGGCCCCACCGAUGCCAUCUUCAAGGCUUUUGCCAUGAUCGCCUACAAAUUUGAGGAGGACAUAACCAACUCCAUGAGCAACAGCACCGCUACCAGCAAGCCUCCAGUGACACUGCGGCUGGUGGUGCCAGCGAGUCAGUGCGGGUCGCUCAUCGGCAAGGGGGGCUCCAAGAUCAAGGAAAUCCGAGAGUCCACAGGUGCUCAGGUCCAAGUGGCGGGGGACAUGCUGCCCAACUCCACGGAGCGGGCGGUGACAAUCUCGGGGACCCCCGACGCAAUUAUUCAGUGUGUCAAACAGAUCUGUGUGGUGAUGCUGGAGUCCCCACCAAAAGGUGCCACCAUUCCCUACCGCCCAAAGCCCGCCUCCACCCCUGUCAUUUUUGCAGGUGGUCAGGUAAGAGCCGACCCGCUUGCAGCCUCCACUGCCAACCUCAGCCUUUUACUGCAGCACCAGCCGCUGCCCGCCUAUACAAUUCAGGGACAAUACGCUAUUCCACACCCAGAUCAGUUGACCAAGCUCCACCAGUUGGCUAUGCAGCAAACCCCCUUUACUCCCCUUGGACAGACCACCCCCGCUUUCCCUGGAGAAAAGCUGCCCUUACAUUCCUCCGAAGAAGCUCAAAAUCUGAUGGGCCAGUCAUCAGGUUUGGAUGCCAGUCCCCCGGCCAGUACUCAUGAACUCACCAUUCCCAAUGAUCUAAUAGGCUGCAUAAUCGGACGCCAAGGGACCAAAAUCAAUGAAAUUCGGCAGAUGUCGGGAGCGCAGAUCAAAAUCGCCAACGCCACGGAAGGGUCAUCGGAGCGCCAAAUUACCAUCACAGGAACCCCUGCAAACAUCAGCCUUGCGCAGUACCUCAUCAACGCCAGCUCUGCAGACCCUGACCCCCACGGGAGGAACACCUUCACCGCCUGACCUGGUGCCAAUGGCCGAUGCUUGAGCCCCCCUCCGAAGAUGCUGCCGGCUUCCUGCGAGCUUCUCCCGCUCCUUCGUGGCACCCUUGGGGCCGCUACCCGCGCCCCCACCCGCGGCUGUCCAGACCCUGCUCCCUCGGCCGGGGCGUGGGGCAGCAGCGGGCUCGGGGGCUGGGGCAGCAGGUCUCAGGAGGACAGCAGCGUGCAGCCAGCGUGCAGCGGUUCCCAGUGCGAGCCACUGC